This is a messenger RNA of Impatiens glandulifera, 688 nucleotides long. Its product is annotated as 1,4-dihydroxy-2-naphthoyl-CoA synthase, peroxisomal-like. The record is from RefSeq and is a predicted model, not a curated record. Gene Ontology annotation, molecular function: 1,4-dihydroxy-2-naphthoyl-CoA synthase activity. The transcript has 5 exons. The coding region runs from base 22 to 465 and encodes 147 amino acids. Lineage: Eukaryota; Viridiplantae; Streptophyta; Magnoliopsida; Ericales; Balsaminaceae. Gene Ontology annotation, cellular component: cytosol. Gene Ontology annotation, biological process: menaquinone biosynthetic process.
GGAGGAGGACAUAUAUUGCACAUGUGUGCUGAUAUUACUAUUGCUGCUGAUAAUGCCAUUUUCGGUCAGACUGGACCAAAGGUUGGAAGCUUUGAUGCUGGUUAUGGAAGUACCAUCAUGUCCCGUUUGAUUGGACCAAAAAAAGCUAGAGAAAUGUGGUACUUGGCAAGGUUUUACAAUGCCAUUGAAGCAGAUAAGAUGGGAUUGGUUAACAUUAUUGUCCCGUUGGAGAAACUAGAAGAGGAAACCAUCAAAUGGUGCAGAGAAAUCAACAGAAACAGUCCAACUGCAAUUCGAGUGAUCAAAUCGGCCAUUAAUGCAGCGGAUGAUGGACAUGCUGGUAUUCAGGAGCUUGCAGGAAAUGCAACACUUAUGUUUUAUGGAACUGAGGAAGGUAAUGAGGGGAGGAAAUCAUUUGUUGAACACAGACGGCCAGAUUUCUCAAGAUUCCCUCGUCUUCCAUGAUUUUACCAAUUAAUGAUCAUUCCUGCUUACAUGGUUUUGCUGUUUGUUCGUGUUUUUCUAGUUACCAUUGUAUCUUUUUGUUUUUCCUCGUCUGUCUGGUUAUGAUUGUUGCUGGAAUAAGGAAUAAGAAGAUUUAUUACUCUUCAGUCUUAAUGUUUGUUGAUCUAUUGUAACAUCGGUUCUAUGUUUUAUUAAUAUCUGCAAUAAAAUAAACUUGUCAUCA